CCAGACCGGCAGGAGACUCCGUUGGCCGGCUCCGCGUUGGGCUGCUGAAUGCUCGGUCCAUUACAAAUAAAACUUUUUACCUGAACGAUUCCUUCUCAUCGGAGCACCUGGACUUUCUGUGCCUUACAGAGACUUGGCAGCAGGAGACUGUCCACAUCCACAUAAAUGAACUCUGCCCCCCUGACUGCUCUGUCCUUAGUACCCCCCGCUCAUCUGGACGGCUCGGGGGUGGUUUGGCUCUCAUCCACCGAGACAUUUUUCCCUGCAGGAAUUUAAGACCGGACUGCUUCAGCUCCUUCGAACUACAAAUCACUAAGGUUGGAUUUGAUCAGCCGUUUUAUCUAAUUUUAGUUUAUCGUCCUCCUGGGCCAGCACGAGUGUUUUUAGAUGAGUUUUCUGAGUUUUUAUCCAGCAUAAUUCCACUCCAGUCUGUGCUUUUAUUAGGUGACUUUAAUUUUCACAUUGAUAAUUCAGCAUGCAUGUUUGGUUCAGAGUUAUUAUUUUUAACUCAAUCAUUUAAUUUUACUCAACAUGUUUCUGGCCCUACUCGUGACAAAGGUCAUACCUUGGAUUUGUUUUUUUCAUUUGGCCUUAAUAUUGAGCAGCUUUGUGUUAGAGACAGUCAUGUUAGUGAUCACUGUUGGAUUUUCUUCAAUGUGAAAUUCCCUCUUUCUCCUUUAUCCUCUCCUCUCGGAGCUCAGCACCGCCUGUGGUCAAAUUUCCUCCCAGUUACAAUGAACGACAUUCGUUCUCUUCUCAAUAAGAUCAAGCCCUCAUCUUGA
Molecule: messenger RNA, 782 nt
Organism: Oryzias melastigma (Indian medaka)
Lineage: Eukaryota; Metazoa; Chordata; Actinopteri; Beloniformes; Adrianichthyidae
Molecular function (GO): catalytic activity
Source: RefSeq, a predicted model, not a curated record